GGGUCGCGAUAGUUUCGUCAAGUUGUUGACAUUGCAGUCGUGUGUGUUCGUUUCCAGUGUUCUUUUGUUGUGAAGAAAAAUUGCAUCCUUGUUGUGUGGUCAUAUUCGGCAUUUGCAUUGCAUUGCAUUUGCUCAUCAUCCCCAUACCCCAGCUUACUGCGAUAGAAGGAAAAUAUAAGCUAAAAAGGCAAUGGAAGAGGAUUUACCUACAGAAUUUGAUUUAAUAGUUAUCGGAACGGGUCUGACGGAAUCGAUUGUAGCGGCCGCUGCAAGUCGUAUCGGUAAAACGGUCCUCCACUUGGACACCAACGACUAUUACGGUGGCUAUUGGGCAUCAUUCAACUUGGAAGCGUUCCGCAAAUAUCUUCACUCCACGGGCGACGGCAGUAGUUCGACGACGGAUUCCGCUCCAGCCACCGAACAAAUCAAUAGCAGUAAUUUUCUUCGGUUGAACUUGCUGCCGACGGGCGUUCGGAAUGGGUGCGAGCGUUGGUAUGAGUUUGCGGAGAAGGGCGAGGUGGACGGUUGGAACCGGGAACGGAUCGAGCAGGAGUUCCGGCGAUUCAACAUUGAUCUGGCACCAAAGCUGCUGUAUGCCCGCGGUACCAUGGUGGAUCUGUUGAUCUCGUCCAACAUAUGCCGGUACGCCGAGUUCCGAGCACUAGACCGUGUGGCCACCGUAUGGGAUGGGCGCAUAAUGACGGUACCAUGCUCCCGGUCGGACGUUUUUACCAGCAAAGAUGUAAAUGUGAUCGAAAAACGACUGCUGAUGAAGUUCCUGCAGAGCUGUGCGUCGUACGAGGAAGAUGCGGAAGCGAAGGAGGAGCUGGAGGGCAAAACAUUUAUGGAACACUUGCAGGCACACAAACUAACGCCAAACCUGGUCCACUACGUACUGUGCGCCAUAGCGAUGGGAAACGAGCGUACGCCGUGCCGGGACGGGGUGGCAGCGGUUAAAAAGUUCCUCAUGAGUCUUGGCCAUUAUGGGAACAGUCCGUUUCUGUUUCCCGUGUACGGGUGUGGCGAAAUACCGCAGUGCUUCUGCCGACUGUGUGCCGUCUUCGGAGGAAUCUACUGCCUCAACAAGGCCGUCGAAGGCAUUCAGCUGGAACAGGGCAACGAAGGGCUUAGGUACGAAUCGGUGAAAUGUGGCAAACAGAACAUUAGCUCGAAACAUGUGGUCGUGGGACAAGGUUACCUGCCGCGCACGGUAUUCACCACGCGUACGCCGGUGGAAUGUGGGAAGCUAGAGCCGUGCGGGAAUUUGGCACGGGCCGUGAUAUUAACGAAUGUGCCUUUCGGUGGUGCAUCUCAGAAUCCGGGUGGUGGUGGGGUAGCGAUUUUGAAGCUUCCGGCUGUGAGCGGCCGGCAGGAUGGUGUCACUAUUCUUCAGAUGUCUCAUUCCAGUGGAACAUGCCCCAAAGAAAUUUAUCUUAUUCAUGCGACUACAAGAGCUGUAAGCCAAAAUCCGGAGGAGGACCUCAAACCGUACAUCGCACAAAUUCUCAGCAAAGAAUAUUCGAGCCCGGUCAAAACGGUCGAAGAAGAUGGCAAGGGUGACGCUGGAGACGGAAAUGGGCAGCAAGAAAAUACUACUUCAACCAUACUGUACGAAGCAUACUUUAACAUUCCCAGUUGCCUUGCAUGCGCCGAAAAUGCAAAUGUGUCCCUGCCCGAGGGUGUUCAUCUGGUGUGCGGUCCCUACCACGAGCUGGACUACGAUCAAACGAUCCAGCAAGCCAGAACAAUGUUCCGUGAAAUUUACCCCGACGAAGACUUUCUUCCCCGAGCUCCCGAUCCGGAAGAGAUAAUUAUCGGCGAGGAGGAACCGGUAGCGGAACCGGGUGACCCGGUAACGGAAAACAAUGAGCCGGUGGAUAAUGCCAGUGAGUGUCGCGAAACGGAAGCAGACCCAUCGGUCGCUCAGGAAGCGAAGGAGGAUGCGAUCGACAAGGCGGAAGAAUGCACUGAGCACAAAUAAGAGCAGCAGACCAUGUAAAAGGUGCGCCGAGACUACUGCCAACUAUACAUUAUUAUUUGAUAUUGUAAACGAUCGUACAGUGGGACGGACUAUGAUUCGCCUUACCGCUUUUUGCACCAUCGCCGAUAUUCGAAAUAAAGUGAGCAUUUACGCUUAUUGCCGCGCAAACUACAGGUUCUAACUGGUCUGGUCGCACUACGAAUUA
Messenger RNA from Anopheles stephensi (Asian malaria mosquito), 2186 nucleotides. It is a transcript of the gene Rep, whose product is annotated as rab proteins geranylgeranyltransferase component A. The record is from RefSeq and is a predicted model, not a curated record. Gene Ontology annotation, biological process: protein geranylgeranylation; intracellular protein transport; vesicle-mediated transport. Gene Ontology annotation, cellular component: Rab-protein geranylgeranyltransferase complex; cytoplasm; nucleus. Bases 191 to 1981 code for a protein of 596 amino acids. Gene Ontology annotation, molecular function: GDP-dissociation inhibitor activity. The transcript is spliced from 3 exons. Lineage: Eukaryota; Metazoa; Arthropoda; Insecta; Diptera; Culicidae.